Molecule: messenger RNA, 1007 nt
Organism: Microtus ochrogaster (prairie vole)
Lineage: Eukaryota; Metazoa; Chordata; Mammalia; Rodentia; Cricetidae
Gene: Il15
Product: interleukin 15
Exons: 8
Coding region: 318-785 (155 amino acids)
Biological process (GO): positive regulation of T cell proliferation; positive regulation of cytokine production; positive regulation of immune response
Cellular component (GO): extracellular region
Molecular function (GO): cytokine receptor binding; cytokine activity
Source: RefSeq, a predicted model, not a curated record
CCGCCCAGCUGCAGAGUUGGACGAAGACAGGAUCCUGCUGCUUGGAAGGCUGAGUUCCCCAUCUACCCGAGGAGCUCAGAGAGGUCAGGAAAGAGUACAUGCCGACACAUGGCCCUCUGGCUCUUUGAAGCAGUGUCUCUUCGUGGUCCACGCUGGUGAGGUCCUUUAGAGCACACAGCCCCUGUCAGCAGAUAACCAGCCUACAGGAGGUCAAGUGACAAGUGAGAUUUGGCCUGUGAAGAGUGCUGUCCCAAUUCCGGCACCCGUGUCGAGUGAAUUCUUCACCUCACUUUCUGCUCCAUUAUUAGAAACCAUAUAUGAGGAAUACAUCCAUCUCGUGCUACUUGUGUUUCCUGCUCAACAGUCAUUUCCUAACUGAGGCUGGCAUUCAUGUCUUCAUUUUGGGCUGUGUCAGUGUAGGUCUCCCUAAAACAGAGGCCAACUGGAGGGAUGUACUGAGUGAUCUAGAAUAUAUUGAGUCUCUUAUUAAAUCUGUCCAUAUUGAUGCCACUUUAUACACAGACAGUGACUUCCAUCCCAGUUGCAAAGUUACUGCAAUGAAUUGCUUUCUGCUGGAGUUACGGGUUAUUUUACACGAGUACAGUAACGUGGACCUUAAUGGAACAAUAGAAAACGUGAUGUUACUAGCAAACAGCUCUCUGUCUUCUAACAAGAAUAUAACAGAAUAUGGCUGCAAGGAAUGUGAAGAACUGGAGGAGAAAAGCUUCAAAGAGUUUUUGCAGAGUUUUAAAAGCAUCGUCCAAAUGUUCAUCAACACUUCGUGAUUGUCGCUGAUGCUCUCCAGGGUUUCUGUUAUUACCACGCCGCUGCCUCCUGUGCAGAGGCAGCGCUGCUCUGUGCCUCUGAGAUCCGCUGGGGAAACAAAGCAGCCGAAGCAGCGGCCGAUGAACCCCUUGGAUCAGAUGAACUCCGGGAGACGACCGGAGGAAAGGAACUCUUCUCAGGCGUCUUUUGCUCCUUUUUAAUUUAUUACUGCGCUUGUACAU